Molecule: messenger RNA, 817 nt
Organism: Racocetra persica
Lineage: Eukaryota; Fungi; Glomeromycota; Glomeromycetes; Diversisporales; Gigasporaceae
Source: the annotation of a GenBank genome assembly
AUAUUGUCGUUAAGAAUGAAAAAGGCUGGUGAAUACCCAAGCAAUAAUUAUGAGCGAGUUACUUCAAUUUUUUACCAAAGGACUGAUUAUCAUGUUCCUCAUUGUUCUUGGUUUGUUUUUACUAGGAAGAAUGCGGAAAAUUCUCGCCUCCUUAUUCGUCCUCUGAAUCACCUUAGCGAUUUUGGCCUUUUUAGUGCUUCCGCUAAUCGCAAUAAUUUGAGGAAUUAUUUAUUUAGUGAGAAAAUAGCGACCAAAGAGAGAAUAAAAGAUAGCCGUUUUGUAGAGACUAAUAAGGGUAUUCAUCGCUAUUUUUUAAUUAAAGAACUUCCAAAAUCUUGCUGGUUAGUGAAUAAAGAUGGAGAACCUAUUGGAGAAUUACACAGCAAAGGCAGAUUUGUAGUCGGUAUUGGGAGUAUUCAUGAAAAAGGAAUUCGCUAUACUCUGAAAGGAAGACAAAUUAAGAAGGAGAUGAAUUUACCGAAUAAUAUAGAAUUGGCACCGCAUACUCUCCGGAGAUGUUUUGCUACUUAUCAAGCGAUAAAUGGCAUGCCUUUGCCGGUGUUGCAGAAAGUGUUAGGGCAUGUUAGUUUGGCUUCUACUUCCCAUUAUGUAAGGGCUGGAACUUUGGAGAAUUUGGAGGAAGGAACCAAAAAUAAUAAAUAUAUGUCUAAAUCAACUAUAACAAGUAAAUCCCAAUUAACUGAAAGAAUAUCCAAAAAAACUAAAUAUCCGCAAAAUCAAGUAGCCAAAAUAAUUGAUGAACUUUUACAAGAGACCAAAAAAUCUCUCUUAAAAGGUGAAGAAAUCAGACUACAAG